AUGUCGAACCCUGAAAACUACACAGUUGGGUGGAUUUGUGCCAUCAGCACUGAGCGUGUCGCCGCCGAAGCUUUUUUAGACGAGAAGCAUGAAGGUCCUGAAAAUGUCUCUAUCCAUGAUAAUAAUGCCUACGCUUUAGGGAAAAUGGGAAGACACAACGUGGUCAUCGCUGUCCUACCUGACGGCGAGUAUGGAACAGCUUCUGCAGCUACUGUUGCCAGAGAUAUGUUACACACCUUCCCCAAUAUUAGAAUUGGCUUAAUGGUGGGCAUUGGCGGUGGUGUACCAAGUGCCGAGCACGACAUCCGCCUAGGCGACAUUGUGGUCAGCGCGCCUCGUAACGGGAAAGGAGGUGUAUUCCAAUACGACUUUGCUCAAUACGAGGCUGAGGGCCACCCGUUGGAAGAAAUGAUCAGUGACAUUCUUGCCAAAAAGCGAAGGCUACAGAAGAAGUAUAAGCGACCAGACCAAAGUAGUGACAGGUUGUUCCAAAGGGAAAUAGUUCAUCCGGCGGAUGAAGAAAGCUGUGUAACGGUUUGCCUUAAUGAUUUGUCUAAUUUACAACCUCGACACGAACGAACAGAGGACGAUGAUAAUCCAACAAUUCACUAUGGCACCAUCGCAUCGGCAAACCAAUUAAUAAAAGAUGCGAAAUUAAGGGACAGGCUCGCAGCCGAGAAUGAUGUGCUAUGCUUUGAAAUGGAGGCCGCAGGGCUGAUGAAUCACUUUCCUUGUCUGGUCAUCCGUGGAAUUUGCGAUUACUCAGAUUCGCACAAAAAUUCAGAUUGGCAAGGGUAUGCAGCAAUGGCGGCUGCUGCAUACGCCAAAGAGCUUCUAAUCCGCAUACCUCCGAAGAAAAUCGAGUCGGAAAAAAGAAUCAAUGAUAUAAUUAUGAAAGUCGAUAAAAAGAUAACUGAAGUCGAUGAAAAGAUAGAUGAGAUUAGCCAAAAUAUCCUAUCACUCGGCCUUCCAGUUGUGGAGGGAGCUGCUUUUAGCUCCUAUGCCGAGCAGCGCAAUCCGACCUGCUUCCCAAAUACCCGAGUUGAACUACUUCAACGUAUAUUGAAUUGGGCUCAUAACCCACAUGCCAGAAGUAUUUUUUGGCUAAACGGAAUGGCUGGGACUGGCAAGUCAACUAUUUCACGCACUAUGGCCCAGUCUCUUGCCAGAACCAGUCAUCUCGGCGCCAGCUUUUUCUUCAAAAGAGGCGAGGGUGAUCGAGGGAGGCCAGUCAAGUUCUUUACAACAAUAGCGGCUCAGUUAGCAAUAAUGCAACCAGCCAUCGACAUUCAUAUUAAAAAUGCCCUUAAGAUGAACCCUGACAUUGGUGACAAAGGGCUCCAGGAACAGUUUAUUACGCUCAUCUUACAACCUCUAUCCGCAGUCUCUCUGGAGAACAAAGAUGCUGCUGUCAUUGUUUUGGUUAUUGAUGCCUUAGAUGAAUGUGAAUUUGAAGAUGACAUUAUACUUAUUCUUCGCCUUUUCGGCCGUCUUACAAAUUUGAAUUUACGGGUCUUCGUUACCAGCCGACCGGAGCUUCCACUUCGUUUGGGCUUUUCUGAAAUCCAAGGGGAAUUUCAGCAGGUCAUUCUCCAUGAAAUAUCGGAGCCAAUGAUUCAACGUGACUUGUCAAUUCUGAUACGUCAUGAGCUACGAGAAAUCCGAGUCAAUUAUAAUAAAACGGUGCAAGAAUAUCGACAGUUACACAAGGAUUGGCCCGGCCAGUCCAAUAUUGACACUCUGGUGAAGAUGGCCACUCCUCUUUUUAUAUUUGCCGCCACUAUAUGUCGCUUUCUUGCUGACCGCAAAUAUGGGAACCCUGAUGCCCGGCUUCGCAAAGUCCUAAGAUAUGAAACCAAAAGUCAAGAGUCUAAGCUCGAUGCAACCUAUUUGCCUGUCCUUAAUCAACAGGUUACCGGGUUUUCUGCAAGUGAGCGAAACGAGGUACUACAACAAUUUCAAUACAUUGUCGGCUCUAUUGUGCUCCUUGCAAGUCCUUUACCGACACCUAGUCUGGCACAGCUCCUUGGAAUCUCCAGAGAUAUUAUUGAUACAAGAUUAGAUAUGCUUCAUUCCGUCUUAAGCGUACCGCAAUCAGAUGGGUCUCCGGUCAGAUUACUUCACCUCUCAUUUCGUGAUUUCCUGGUCGAUCCCGAGAAAAGAGGGCAAAAUCCCUUUUGGGUCAAUGAGGCAGAAGCUCAUGCGAGUAUAACUAACAACUGUCUGCGCAUCAUGAAAGAGUUUCUCCGAGAAGACAUUUGCAACUUACGAUCACUUAGGCUGGAGGGUUCUACAAUUAAUAUUCAAAACAUAACUGUGUUUAUUCCUGCUGCAAUUCAAAAUACUGCAAUUCCUGGAACAGCAUUUUUUACAUUGGAUCGAGGCGCUGAGUUUAAUACAUCAGGCACCAGAAAGCAUCAAUAUGAUCAGAAGCCUACAGGCAAUUUUACCAAACCAGAGUAA
This is a messenger RNA of Trichoderma breve, 2463 nucleotides long. RefSeq names its product phosphorylase superfamily domain-containing protein. Gene Ontology annotation, biological process: nucleoside metabolic process. NCBI's taxonomy places the organism in Eukaryota, Fungi, Ascomycota, Sordariomycetes, Hypocreales, Hypocreaceae. Bases 1 to 2463 code for a protein of 820 amino acids. The transcript is spliced from 5 exons. Gene Ontology annotation, molecular function: catalytic activity. The record is from RefSeq and is a predicted model, not a curated record.